UCCGCGCGGAGCGCCAAAAGUUUAUGCUCAUAUGAUGCUUUCUCCUUCGAGAUGCUGGAGGCGCAUGUCCGACGAGAGCAUGUAGCACACAGGCCUCACGCCACAGAGCGCCCACCGCGGAGCUCCUACUGUGAGAUUCCCGAGAGCGCGCGCGCCGCCCGUGCUGACUGCCUGCCAGGCCACCCCAAACCCGACCCGAAGACCCGAAUAUUUGGCUGGUAAACCCAUGGCGAGUCCCCGAGGGCGGCGGCGGGUCGGGGCGCAGCUUCGGUGCAGAGGGCGUGCGCGGCGGCUGCGCCCGCGCCAGGCAGCGCGGGGCAGCGGCGCGCACAGGGGGCACGAGGAGGGGGCGAGGGAGGAGGGGGAGGAGGGGGAGGAGGGGGAGCCAGGAGGAAAUGGCACUGGCAAAGGGCAGCUGCCCGAGCAGCUGCAGCAGGGCUGGGAUAAACCCUGCCUGCAAUUUAUCACUGGCUGUCUGUAUUCCCACGACUGGUGUGCACCCGCUGUUGGAAAGGGAAUCACAAAAUUACAUUCAAAGCGAGCACCAUCAUCUUUCUUGUAUUUCUGAAAGUGCAUCCCAAAAAAAAACAAAAUUCUGGCACCGAACAUGUGUUUGCGCCUGUGCCGCUGCUGCUGUCCACGUGGCUCCCUUCUUUGGCGCUGCUCUCAGCCUUGCGCCUUCAGACAGCCCUCUCUGGCAAACGUUGCGCAGGCCCAGGAGAACUGGGCACCACAGGAGCACGACGCUCCUCGCAAAAACCGCACCGCUGCGCCAUCGUCCUGACGGACGUGCGCCUGCGCGCGAGCGGGGCAGGCGGAGGAAGGAUGA
Molecule: messenger RNA, 829 nt
Organism: Prorocentrum cordatum
Lineage: Eukaryota; Dinophyceae; Prorocentrales; Prorocentraceae
Source: the annotation of a GenBank genome assembly